UUACCAACAUAGCUAAAUCCAUUUUAUCAAAUACAACAAAAUCUAAACAAAAGGGAAAACGUAAAGGAACAUCUUUAACAGGAAUUCGCAAAAUUCCAAAACUUGCUUCUUUGGCUUUAUCUCCUCUGACUUCAGAUGUUAACACCCAAGAUGAAACUCAACCAACUUCGUCUGAAAAAAAGGAUGAAUAA
Molecule: messenger RNA, 191 nt
Organism: Funneliformis caledonium
Lineage: Eukaryota; Fungi; Glomeromycota; Glomeromycetes; Glomerales; Glomeraceae
Source: the annotation of a GenBank genome assembly